This is a messenger RNA of Nilaparvata lugens (brown planthopper), 634 nucleotides long. It is a transcript of the gene ave, whose product is annotated as protein aveugle. Gene Ontology annotation, biological process: cell surface receptor protein tyrosine kinase signaling pathway. Gene Ontology annotation, cellular component: cytoplasmic side of plasma membrane. The record is from RefSeq and is a predicted model, not a curated record. The transcript has 3 exons. Bases 231 to 572 code for a protein of 113 amino acids. Gene Ontology annotation, molecular function: protein binding. Lineage: Eukaryota; Metazoa; Arthropoda; Insecta; Hemiptera; Delphacidae.
GAUCUAUACUAUACAGAUUCCAAUUUCCAAAUAACAUUCCUUUGGAAUAUUGGAACAUUGGAACUAUAUCCACUGUGCUAUAACCUCAAACUAUACUCCUCUAAUUCUAAUAAGAAUAAAAAAUUAAUAUAAAAUAUUUUCCAAAUGAAAACAUUUAGAAAUUUUUUAUAGUUUUUCAUCUGUUUUUAAAUAUUGAUUACAAUUCAUAGUGACAUCGAAUUGGCUCAGGAAUGGUCGAGGAAACAUUUUCUGGUAAUAAACCAAAGACGAGAGCAGAGAGGCCUAAGCCAGUUUUCUUAUGGACAGUCGCAGAAGUUCAAAAAUGGCUUCGAAGACACUGUAGUGACUAUUAUCCAUUACAUGGUGAUAAAUUCUUACAUCAUGAGAUCACGGGACGUGUGCUUGUGAGAAUCAAUGACAACACUCUUCUCAGAAUGGGCAUUGACAACCCCGAACAUAGACAGGAAAUUUGGAGAGAAAUAAUGAAACUUCGUUUAAAAACUGACAUUCUAGAAAUCAAAGAUCUAGAACGUAAUGAUUUUUCAUCAUCUAUUCAUUCUAUUAUUGCCUAAGAUACUAAGCCUUCAUAUUUACAAUAUAUUAUUUGGCCCUAAUAUACAAAUAAUUUAUCAAA